AUGUUAGAAACAGAUAAUACAACUUCUUUAAUUGCUGUUCUCAAAGACUCUUCGAAAACUAUUGAACAAGAUGGACGCAUUAUACGCUUUGGUAACGGUGCUAACCUCAACACAGUCCGUGGACUUGUCGCCGAUAAACUCAACAUCGUCGCGGCUCCUCAAGAUAUUUGUUUCUUCACUCGAGAAGGAAAACUCUUGGAAAGCAUCGAUGACUUAAGGUCACAGCAAGUGGUCUACGUAGAUUUAGAAGAACAAAUCAAGGAUGUUAUUCCUGGCCCUCCACGUCUUCCGUUAAACCACCCUCUCCGUAUUUGCCUUGGUGCAAGCACAUGGGGGAACAGGAUUGCUUAUUCAUCGCCAUUUGCUUUUCAUAGGACACUCGGGUUCAUGCGACAAUUUGAAAAGUAUGGACCCCUUAUUAAGGUGGCUCUCUUGCGUAGAGAAAUGAUUGUUACAAACGAUCCCAAGUAUGCAGAACUCCUUGUUAAGGAAUCAGACUAUUUCACAAAAAAGAUCGGUGACUCUGGUUUAAGGGAAAUCAAGGAAUUUGCUGGUCAGGGCUUAUUCACCACCGAUACCGAUGAAAUGGAUUGGAAGCUUGCUCAUAAAUUGUUGAUGCCUGCAUUCAGUCCGCGGGCCAUUAAGACAUACCAAAAGGAAAUGGGCCUCAUUACGCAACAAACUAUCAAAGUGCUCGAAACCUUUGCACCUACAGAACCUGUCGAAAUUCUUGAAUGGACGACCAACCUUACCUUUGAAACCAUCGGUAGGAUAGGGUUUGGAUAUGAAUUCAAUCUAUUGAACGGACGAGAUCAAGAACCCAAUGAAUUCAUCGAAGCCAUGGGCUAUUGUUUAAGACAAUCACUUCAGCGCACUACACAAGCACAGUUCGUCAAGUAUUUGCCCAUCGAAGCCAACCGCAAAUACGAUAGAUCCGUCAAGCUAAUGCAUGAUAUCGUCGAUAAAGUAGUUGCUGAACGUAAAAGCAGUCCCGAUGCAAACAAUAAAGACAAAGAUUUGCUGGGUUUCAUGCUGACCGCUCGGGAUGAACAUGACCUGGGAUUAUCAGACGAGAAUAUUCGUGAUCAAGUCGUGACAUUCUUGAUUGCUGGCCACGACACAACGGCCAACACGCUUGCUUGGGCUCUUUAUGAGCUGUCUCGUCACCCCGAUGUAAAGGCCAAGUUGCUGCAAGAAAUCGCUGAUUGCCAUAUUACUGCAGAUACUUUACCCACCCCUGAACAAAUCUCCUCUUUGAAGUAUAUGCAUCAACUGUUUAAAGAAACCCUUCGCAAAUACCCUCCCGUCCGUACCCUUUCCAAGUACUGCAAAAAAGACGUGAUCGUUCCCGGUGGGUAUCGAAUCAAGACGGGUGCCAAUUGCUUAGUGAACGUUUACUGUUUACAUCACAAUGAGUCGGUUUAUCCCGACCAUAAUCGCUUCGAUCCUGAUCGCUGGACCCCCGAAGAGGAACAAAAACGCUCUCGUUACGCUUGGCUGCCUUUCAGUACAGGCCCUCGUGGCUGCAUUGGAAUGGCAUUUGCUCUUCAAGAAGCAAAGACUGUCUUGGCCAUGUUGCUGCAUCGUUUUGACUUUGUCUAUGAGGGCCCUGAUGUCAACUAUGACCCCAAGUCUCCCACAACAAAACCAUUGGGUCUGCGCAUGACCCUUCAUCCGCGUAAAGAUUUCCCAGACCCGAGAACGCCUUCUCCUCCGGGUCAGUCGCGCUCCACUGCCAAUUCCGAUUCGCAUGCCCCUCAAACAUCCACCGCGCCUGCGCCUCAACUCCCCACCGUUCGAUCGAACGCCGAUCCUCCUUCUGCUCAUCUUCCUCCUGUUACCGUUUUAUUCGGUACUCAAACGGGUACUGCCCAAGAUUAUGCAAACCAAAUAGCAUCUCAAGCCAAGAGUUUUGGCUUUACAUCGGUUCACUUUUCUGCUAUGGACCAAUGGAAGGUGCUCACGGACGGUAAAUUCUGCCCUGAAGAUACAGCAAGCAAGCGUCCAGACAAAGAAUUACUUGUUAUCUGUACUGCAACGUAUAACGGUCAGCCGCCUGAUUCCGCUGAAAAGUUCAAUAAAUUCUUGGAUGAGAAAAUGAAAGAACCUGGCCAUGAGCAUCUCUUGAAGGGUCUUUCCUUUGCUGUCUUUGGCCUCGGUAACAAAAAUUGGCGUACCUACCAGCAAUUCCCUCGUAAAGUGUCCAACGGACUCGAAGAGCUCGGUGCAGAGCAAUUUUUCCUCAACGGCGAGGGGGACGCUGAUAAAGACAUGGACGCUGCUUUCAACGAAUGGUGUGCUCAUUUCUGGAUGGAAACCUUGAAUAAUUACGGUAUUGCCGCUGCCUCGGAAAGCAAGCCCGUCGUCCCUACGGCUGUUUCCAGCUCAACACCUCAACCAUCCUCUGUUAAAGUCAGGUUUAUCCAGCCAAACGACAAAGAUGCCUGGGAACAGGCGGUUAACAAUCGCUACGGCGAAUCCAACGCCGUCCUUCGUGUCAAUCGUGAAAUCCAAAAAGAAGGUUCUCCGCGUAGUACGCGCCAUCUAGAAAUCGAUAUCUCGAACGUUGCUCCGGCAGACGAAACCAAGCCUGGCCAACUCUACAGUCCUGGCGAUCAUUUAGAAGUAAUGCCUGAAAAUGACAGCAGGUUGGUGGAGGCGAUCGCUUUACGUUUUGGUUGGAUUUUGGAUGCUGUUUUCGAGAUAGAUCCAGAAUCUCUCCACGACGUUUCUCCUCGCUCACUAGCUGCUAAUAUCAAGGGCCCUUGUACUGUUCGUAACAUGCUCACCUUUUAUGCUGAUCUCUUGUCGCCUCCUUCUCGAGCCGUUUUGGGUUGCUUUGCCAAUCAACUGAAAUCUGUCGCUCCUGAUACAGCCGCCAUUUUUGAAAAGUUGGUAAUGCCUGACACUGAAAAUAAAGACCCAUAUCCUGAAUUCAUCAAGAAGCACCGUACCUUGUUAGACCUACAAGAAGCUUUCCCUCAAGUGAACAAGUUGGAUCCAGGUCAAUUCUUGGCUUCUGUUCCUGUCAUUCAACCUCGACGUUACUCUAUUGCCUCUUCUCCUCUUCUCUUUCCUCAUAGCGUUCAUUUGACUGUCGGUGUGGUGGACGACGUCAUCGAAGGUAAACAUUAUGAUGGUCUGGCCUCCUCUUAUUUAAAGCGAAGCGCUGAAGGAACUCUCAUGCGUGCUCACUUGAAAUCUUCCAAGAAGACCUUCAGUAUGCCUUCAGAUCCCAGCGUGCCCAUCAUUAUGAUUGCAGCCGGUACUGGCUUGGCUCCUUUCCGUGGCUUCCUCCAAGAUCGCAAAGCUCAAAAAUGUGCCGGCGAGGAAAAUGUAGGUAACUGUGUCUUAUUCUUUGGUUGUCGUCGCAGCGAUCAAGACUAUAUCUACAACGAAGAAUUAGAAGAUUUUGUCAAGACAGGCGUUAUUAGUCAUCUCCACGUGGCUUUCUCUAGGAGUACGGAUCGUUCUCCCAAAAAAUACGUGCAACAUCAGAUUUUAUCCAACGCGACUGAAGUGUGGAGCUUGAUUUAUCCCUCUGAUCCGAAUGCCAAGCCUGCAACUGUUUAUGUUUGUGGUAGUGGUGCUAUGAGUCGUGAUGUCCGUCGUACAUUCAGAAGUAUGGCACUUGCGUUCGGUGCUGCCCGUGAUGAAGAGGAAGCUGAUAAGCUUAUUGACAAGCUUGGGGAUGAAGGCCGUUAUUUGUGUGAUGUGUGGGGCUAA
Mycotypha africana is the source of this 3726-nucleotide messenger RNA. RefSeq names its product cytochrome P450. NCBI's taxonomy places the organism in Eukaryota, Fungi, Mucoromycota, Mucoromycetes, Mucorales, Mycotyphaceae. Gene Ontology annotation, cellular component: cytosol. The transcript is spliced from 3 exons. The record is from RefSeq and is a predicted model, not a curated record. Bases 1 to 3726 code for a protein of 1241 amino acids. Gene Ontology annotation, molecular function: FMN binding; monooxygenase activity; flavin adenine dinucleotide binding.